AUGUUCAAGCGGAUCGGUCGCCGGUCUAAAGAGAGGUUAGAAAAUUUUAGAAUAUCCAAGGAAGUCGCCAGUCGUGAUAGCACAUCUAGUAAAGGCCGGAGUAAGUAUACUGCUCAGACAGGACUCGAGUAUGGCACACACCUCACCGUCAGCACGAAGCCGCCAAAUCUUGAAGGACCCUCCAACCAGCCGGAAUCCUGCGUCGAACUCUCCGUUGCCCCUCAAAUCCGACGCAUCGUCGGAGCCCAGCCCGCCAUCUCACCUUCAGAGCCUGCGCUAUCCAAGAAGUCAGGAUCAACCGCCAUACCAAUGUGCCUACAACAGUGCUGCUUCCAGCAAGCACGUCACAUUCCCGAAACUAUUGUUGCAGUCGCGAGAUUGAGGAGCGAGGAGUCGUUAAGAGUCAUCAAUGUUGAGCGUCUCGCUGUCAUCGUGGAUAGAGUGAAAGGUCGUAGAAAUGAUAUGAAGACUGUCUAG
Messenger RNA from Gloeophyllum trabeum ATCC 11539, 477 nucleotides. RefSeq lists its product as uncharacterized. The transcript is spliced from 3 exons. The record is from RefSeq and is a predicted model, not a curated record. Bases 1 to 477 code for a protein of 158 amino acids. Lineage: Eukaryota; Fungi; Basidiomycota; Agaricomycetes; Gloeophyllales; Gloeophyllaceae.